UCUGCGCCUUCCGCGCCUCCCGCGCCCCCCGGGCUCGCGAUCGGGUCCUCCGGAGCGGGAAGAUGGCGACGGACGGAGCGAGCCGCGAGCCCGACUUGUCGUGCGCCCCGGAGGACGCGGCGGGGGCCCCGGCGGAGCCCGCGAAAAAAGAAUUUGAUGUGGAUGCCCUCAGUAAACCAGAGCUUCGUAUGCUCCUGAGUGUGAUGGAAGGGGAGCUGGAAGCCAGAGACCUGGUCAUUGAGGCCUUGAGGGCACGCCGGAAGGAGGUGUUUAUCCAGGAACGGUAUGGAAGAUUUAAUUUAAAUGACCCAUUCUUGGCACUCCAGAGAGACUAUGAAGCAGGUGCCAGUGACAAAGAGAAGAAGCCGGUUUGUACCAAUCCGCUUUCUAUCCUUGAAGCUGUCAUGGCCCACUGCAGAAAAAUGCAAGAAAGAAUGGCUGCACAGCUAGCUGCUGCUGAGAGCAGACAAAAGAAGCUGGAGACGGAAAAGCUGCAGUUACAAGCACUGGAGCAGGAGCACAAGAAGCUGGCAGCCCGCCUGGAGGAGGAGCGCAACAAGAACAAGCAUGUGGUGCUCAUGUUGGUCAAGGAGUGCAAGCAGCUGUCAGGUCGUGUCCUCGAAGAGGCCCAGAAGCUCGAUGAGGUCAUGGGCGAGCUGGAAGAGGAGAAGAAGAAGAGCAGUGCGCUGGAGGAUGAGCUCUCGGCUGAGAAGCGGAGAGGCACCGAGAUGGAAGCACAGCUGGAGAAACAGCUGUCUGAGUUUGACACUGAGCGUGAGCAGCUGCGGGCCAAGCUGCAUCGGGAAGAAGCACACACCGUGGACCUCAAGGAAGAGAUAGACAAGAUGAAGAAGAUGAUUGAACAGUUGAAAAGGGGACAAGACAGCAAGCCCAGCCUCUCCCUUUCCAGGAAGACAAAAGACAAGCGUGCAGUCUCUGUCUCCGUGGGGACAGAAGGACCAGUGACCCACUCUGUGGCUUGCCAGACAGAUCCAUUGACAGACAGUGCCGACCCAGCAAAGAAGUUACCUUUGACCAUGCCAGUCAAGCCCCCUGCAGGAAGCCCCCUUGUUUCUGCAAAUGCAAAAGGGAGUGUGUGCCCUACUCUGGUCAGGCCAGGCGUUGACAAGCAGGCCUCCCAUGGGGAUCCCCCUGGCUCCUCUCUGCCCACAGUCCCUCCUCCUAGUGCAAACAGACUGGAGGAAAAUGGCCCCAGCCCUGGCCCUCCUGGCCCAAGCCCAGACCUAGCAGGGAGCACAGCCCUGCCUCCUCCUGCAACACAGCCCCCUGGCCUGGCUCCCCAGGCCUACCAGCCUGCUGCACCCGUGCACGGUUUACAUUCACCAUGUGCCAAUGCAUCUCUGCACCCGGGCCUGAACCCCCGUGUCCAGGCCGCCAGGUUCCGAUUCCAGGGCAAUGCCAACGACCCCGACCAAAACGGAAACACCACACAGAGCCCACCUUCCAGAGAUGUCUCUCCCACAAGUCGUGACAACCUGGUGGCCAAGCAGCUGGCUCGCAAUACCGUGACCCAGGCUCUGUCGAGAUUCACCAGCCCUCAAGCAGGAACACCCCCAAGGCCAGGAGGACCCCCCACGGGGGAUUUGAGCACCCACCCUCCAGUUGGUCGGACCAGUUUAAAGACUCCCAGUGCAACUCGAGUUGACAGAGGAAACCCGCCUCCUAUCCCUCCCAAAAAGCCAGGGCUCUCCCAAGCCCCUUCACCCCCACACCCCCAACUCAAGGUUAUCAUGGAUAGCAACAGGGCCUCCAAUGCGGGGGCCAAAGCUGAUAGCAAAAGUGUGGCUUCGCCUCCUUCCACCUUGCCCCAGGGGAGCAGGGUCAUAAACGAGGAGAAUCUCACUAAGUCAUCCUCCCCUCAGCUGCCACCAAAACCGUCCAUAGAUUUAACUGUGGCACCUGCCGGCUGUGCCGUUUCAGCCCUGGCCACGUCUCAGGUGGGUGCUUGGCCUGCUGAAACCCCUGGACCGAACCAGCCUGCAUGUUUAGAAAGUUCCCUUGUCCUUCCCACCACCAUUGCCUUUCGCUCCCCCAUAAACCCUGUUAGUGCUACAUCCUGUAGAGCAAGUGCCUCAGACAGCCUCCUGGUAACAGCAUCAGGCUGGUCACCCUCCCUAACCCCUUUGCUAAUGAGUGGUGGUCCUGCCCCCCUGGCUGGCAGGCCCACCCUUCUUCAGCAAGCUGCUGCCCAGGGAAAUGUCACUUUAUUAUCAAUGCUGCUUAAUGAAGAAGGACUGGACAUUAAUUACUCCUGUGAAGAUGGCCAUUCUGCCUUGUAUUCUGCUGCUAAGAAUGGACAUACAGACUGUGUGAGAUUGCUGCUGAAUGCAGAAGCCCAAGUCAGUGCUGCUGAUAAAAAUGGCUUCACACCCUUGUGUGCAGCGGCUGAGCAGGGACAUUUCAAGUGUGUAGAAUUAUUAAUUGCAUAUGAUGCUAACAUUAAUCAUGCUGCUGAUGGAGGACAGACACCUCUAUACCUGGCCUGUAAAAAUGGAAACAAAGAAUGUAUUAAACUCCUGCUGGAAGCUGGAUCUGACCGAAGUAUAAAAACCACAGAUGGCUGGACACCAGUUCAUGCAGCCGUAGACACUGGUAAUGUGGACAGUCUCAAACUUCUUAUGUAUCAUAGAGCACCAGCUCAUGGAAACUCUCUGAAUGAGGAGGAACCUGAGUCGUGUGUCUUUGAUUUGGAUCGUGAAGAGAAUUCUAAAGGGUCAUCCAAGCCCAUUGUUCCUGCGGACCUCAUUAACCACGCUGACAGAGAGGGCUGGACUGCUGCUCACAUUGCUGCUUCCAAAGGGUUCAAGAACUGCCUAGAAAUCUUAUGUAGGCAUGGAGGGCUGGAGCCAGAAAGGAGAGAUAAAUGCAAUCGGACUGUACAUGAUGUGGCCACUGAUGACUGCAAACAUUUGCUGGAGAAUCUGCAUGCUCUGAAAAUACCCUUAAGGAUUUCAGUGGGUGAAAUUCAACCAGACAGCUAUGGUUCAAAUGAUUUUGAAUGCGAGAACACAAUAUGUGCUUUAAAUAUUCGCAAGCAGACAUCAUGGGAAGAUUUUUCAAAAGCAGUGAGUCAAGCUCUGACAAAUCAUUUCCAGGCAAUCUCUUCUGAUGGAUGGUGGAGCCUGGAUGAUAUGACAUCUAAUGAUACCGCAGACUCCAGCAUCGGCCUCGGUGCAAGCAGCGUGCGAUCCAUCAUGCUAGGAAAUGUGCCAUGGUCAGCAGGUCAGAGCUUUCCUCUUUCCCCGUGGGACUUCAUGAGGCAGAAUCAUGCAGAGCACAUCACUGUGCUUUUGUCAGGUCCUCAAGAAGGCUGUCUCUAUAGUGUGACAUAUGCAUCCAUGAUCCCUCUUCAGUUUCUGCAGAACUACCUCAGGCUGGUUGAACAAUAUCGUAAUGUCAUUUUUCAUGGCCCAGAAGGAAGCCUGCAGGACUACAUAGCCAAUCAACUUGCCCUCUGCAUGAAGCACAGACAAAUGGCUGCAGGAUUCUCCUGUGAAAUAGUGAGAAUUGAAGUGGAUGCUAGUGUCUCUAAGGAACAACUGGUAGACAUGUUCAUCAGUAGUGCAUGUUUAAUCCCAGUGAAACAAUCACCUGUCAACAAGAAAACCAUUGUUAUCUUAGAAAAUCUGGAAAAAUCUUCAUUGUCAGAGUUAUUGGGGGACUUUUUGGCACCUCUGGAAAAUCGCAGCACUGAAAGCCCCUAUACUUUUCAAAGAGGAAAUGGGACAGUGGAAUGUUAUUACUUUCAUGAGAACUGCUUUCUGAUGGGAACCAUUGCCAAGGCCUGUCUCCAGGGCUCCGACUUGCUGGUGCAGCAACAUUUUCGCUGGGUACAGCUUCGGUGGGAUGGAGAGCCCAUGCAGGGGCUGCUGCCUAGGUUCUUACGGAGGAAAGUGAUGAAUAAGUUUAGAGGUCAGCUACCUUCUCCCUGUGACCCUGUGUGCAAGAUUGUCGAUUGGGCCCUGGCUGUAUGGUGCCAACUCAACUCUUGCCUCGCUCACUUGGGCACCCCUGAAGCACUCCUGGGGCCAAAGUAUUUCCUGUCUUGCCCUGUAGUCCCAGGACAUGCCCAAGCAACAAUGAAGUGGAUGUCCCAGCUGUGGAACACUGUCAUCGCUCCCAGAGUUCAAGAAGCAAUAUUGUCAAGAGCCUCUGUAAAAAGACAGCCUGGCCUUGGGCAGACAACAGCCAAAAAACACCCCAAUCAAGGACAGCAGGCUGUGGUUAAAGCUGCCCUGAGUAUUCUGCUGAAUAAAGCUGUUCUGCAUGGCUGUCCCCUCCAGAGAGCAGAGUUAGACCAGCAUACUGCUGAUUUCAGGGGAGGAAGUUUCCCUUUAUCCAUAGUCUCUAGUUACAACAGUUGUAGCAAGAAAAAAGCAGAAAGUGGUGCAUGGAGAAAGGUGAGCACAAGUCCUCGCAGGAAGUCUGGCGGCUUCUUUUCCCCCAUCUGGAACAAGCCUGACAUGAGCCAGGAAGGCAUCAAAAAUAAGACCUUAUCACAGCUGAAUUGUAACAGAAAUAUUUCUCUGUCAAAACAAAAGUCUUUAGAAAAUGAUCUAUCAUUGACAUUGGAUCAAAGACUCUCUCUGUGUUCUAAUGAUGAAACAGAUCUUGUUAAAGAACUUCAGAGUAUGUGCUCCAGCAAAUCUGAAUCUGACAUAAGCAAGAUUGCUGAUUCCAGGGUUGAUUUGAGGAGAUUUGGUAGUUCAGGAAACAACCCUGAAUUUUCAGUAACAGCCAGUAAUACGAGAAUUCCAGUGUCACAAAAGGUCAGUCCUCUCAGCAGCCAUCAAAUGACCGAAUGCAGCAACAAUAAAUCAAAGACUGAGUUGGGUGUAUCAAGAGUUAAAUCUUUCCUUCCUGUUCCUCGAAGUAAAGUCACCCAGAGUUCCCAGAACACCAAAAGAAGCAGCAGCAGCAGUAAUACAAGGCAAAUAGAAAUCAACAACAACUCAAAAGAUGAGAUUUGGAACUUACGCAAAAAAGAAGUAGAAAAACAUAACAAAUAGGCCUGCCUACAAUAUUCUCACUCUUACCUUGUGUAUAUUUCACACAGAAUCCAAGGAUAACUAGAUGUAAAUACCUUUAAACAACUACCAAUGUUUUCACUGUAAUAUAAAAGUAUGAGUGCGGGACCACUAUUCAAUCUUUUGUAAAAAAUGUAUUUAUAACCAACAUUUUGUUGCUUUUUUUCCAAUUCUGUAGGAUUAAAUUUCAAUACCAAGAAGUCAUGCCAACUUUUGGAGUAGUUUUAUAAUAGAAAAAUUGUAAUAGUUUUAACCAACAUAUUCAGGGUUCUUAAAACAACUGUGUGUACUGUAUGUCUAUAGCUACAUAUAUAUAUGUACAUAUGUAUAUAUGAUGUAAGUACAUGGCAAGUGGCAUAAUAGGUUACAAAAUAUAUAUAAUAUUCACUUAAUUAAUAUGUAUCAUUUUAAAUGGAGAUCAUAAUUUUAUGUUAACUUGAGUAACAACUAGAAA
Molecule: messenger RNA, 5502 nt
Organism: Suncus etruscus (white-toothed pygmy shrew)
Lineage: Eukaryota; Metazoa; Chordata; Mammalia; Eulipotyphla; Soricidae
Gene: CTTNBP2
Product: cortactin binding protein 2
Exons: 23
Coding region: 63-5030 (1655 amino acids)
Biological process (GO): regulation of synapse organization
Cellular component (GO): glutamatergic synapse
Molecular function (GO): protein binding
Source: RefSeq, a predicted model, not a curated record